AUGAGCUGUGAAGCCAAGACUAUCAAGAAAACAGGCGAGAGUAUGCUAGUCGUGGGAGUCGAAAAAGAGUUUCGAGAUAGUCAAGACAAUCUAUGUGUCCUGGACAAGCGGAACUGGGUGUUUCGAGAAGCGCUCGACCCAUCCAAGCAAGCUAAAAUACCAGAGAAGCCCGCAGAAUUAACGCAGAGCCAAUUGGCAGAUCAAGCGAAGGACAUGGUAGUGCGAGAGUUCAACCGUGAUCAAGUACAGCUCUUCCGUAUAAUACAUUACGACCUACCAUGGGCAAGGGACGUAGAAGGACACCGCAACGUGGUUGUGCAUGGGCCAUUAAACCAGAUAUCAAUCCUGGAUUUCUGGCGCGACGAGGUGGUCAAACAAGGAAAGCACGAGGACGGUGUUGUGUAUCCAAAAGAGCUCUUUUACCGUGCUACAAGUCCUGUGUACGCUGGUGAACCAUACAGAAUUCUUAUGCCCAAAUCGCUACCAGAGCAACAAGAGGCAGAUGUGCAGGUUAUGAGCAACGACGGCACAAUAUGUAUGAAGGCCACGGUACACAACUCAUGA
Lithohypha guttulata is the source of this 564-nucleotide messenger RNA. RefSeq lists its product as uncharacterized. The transcript is spliced from 2 exons. Gene Ontology annotation, molecular function: (3R)-hydroxyacyl-[acyl-carrier-protein] dehydratase activity. Bases 1 to 564 code for a protein of 187 amino acids. Gene Ontology annotation, cellular component: mitochondrion. NCBI's taxonomy places the organism in Eukaryota, Fungi, Ascomycota, Eurotiomycetes, Chaetothyriales, Trichomeriaceae. The record is from RefSeq and is a predicted model, not a curated record.